AUGGCAUUUACAAAAAUAUUAAAUUCUAAAUCAGGAACAAAAGAUGUUGUUAAUGAAGAAAAUGAUGAAGAUGUUAUUAUAUUUACUGCUAAUGAUUAUAAGACAGAGUUUGAUGCUAAAGCAUAUCUAAAUUUUUAUUAUUCCAAAGAAGCUAUGGAAACUGGUACAAGACUAUCACUUUUUGCUUUGCCAAUGUUUGCACAUAUAAUUAAAAAUUCAAUUCCAGAUUCAAAUAAAAAGUGUACUUUAAUUGAUAUUGGUGCAGGGCCAACCGUUUAUUCAGCAUUAUGUUUUAGGGAAGUUGUUGAAAAAAUAUAUCUUACAGAUUAUGUUGAUCAAAGUUUAAAUAUUUUAAAAAGUUGGCAAAAUAGAACUUUAGAUUUUGAUUGGAAAUAUGUUAUCAAAAUUAUUAAAAGAACUGAAGGUGGUUUACCUUUAGUAGGAAAACAAUUUGAAGAUUUUGAAGAGAAAGCAAGAGAAUGUGUUAAAAAAGGUGGAAUAUUUAAAUCUGAUGUUCAUAGUGAUGAAAUAUGUGAUUGGGAUGAAUGUGGUAUUGAAGAGAAAGAAUUCGAUAUAUUAGUUUCUGUUUUUUGUCUUGAAUCAGCAUGUUCAAAUUAUGAUGAAUAUAAAAAAUCCCUAAAAAGAUUAUCAAAUAUUAUCAAACCCGGUGGAAAAUUGAUAUUAGGAUCUGUAGUAGAAGAUGAUACUUAUAACAGCGGUGUAAACUCAAAAAGUGGUAAAUCAACAAUAUUUACACUACUUCAUUUAACAGAAAAAUUUAUUAAAGAAUGUUUAGAAGAAGUUGGUAUGAAUAUGAAUACUUAUAAAGAAUAUUUACUUGGUAAUGAAGGUGUUUUAUUUUUAAUGGUUAGUAAAAAAAUUUGA
Molecule: messenger RNA, 885 nt
Organism: Strongyloides ratti
Lineage: Eukaryota; Metazoa; Nematoda; Chromadorea; Rhabditida; Strongyloididae
Product: Methyltransferase, NNMT/PNMT/TEMT family and Putative NNMT/PNMT/TEMT methyltransferase, nematoda family-containing protein
Exons: 2
Coding region: 1-885 (294 amino acids)
Cellular component (GO): cytosol
Molecular function (GO): N-methyltransferase activity
Source: RefSeq, a predicted model, not a curated record